CUCCCGCUGAGAGGGGAGCAGCGCGCCUCUCCGUUUGGCGGAGGGAUACACGAUCGUCCCCCCCAUGUCAUCUUAGUGCUGAGGCACUCGCACAGCAAAAAAUGUCUGCCUAAGGGAAACUCUAAGUGAUACAAAUAGAGCAUAUUUCUCGCAGCUAUUUCCGUUUUUACGCACACGUAACCCGUGUCGAGGGGGACUGCGAUCCAGCGAGUCUUCACCAGAUCACCCUAGUCAGGAUUGCGCUCGGAAAAAAAGGUCUCAAACUCGACAGGAUGAAUCCUCAGCAGCGGAUUGCCGCUCUCGGAACAGACAAGGAAUUAAGCGACCUUCUGGAUUUUAGUGCGAUGUUCUCUCCACCUGUCAACGGAGGGAAAAACAGGCCGACGACACUCGGAAGCAGCCAGUUUAGUGCAUCAGGUAUGGAUGAGCGGACCAACCAAGCAUCUUGGGCCCCAGGUGGCGAGUCCAGUCCUUCGUACGAACCCUCGCGGGGUUUCACAGACAGCCCUCAUUACGGCGAUCAUUUGAGUGACAGUCGAUUAGUGUCCCAUGAAGGAUUGUCCCCGACACCUUUUAUGAACUCCAACAUAAUGGCGAAAACAGAGAGGGCUGCAUUUCAUGGCUUUGGAAGGGAUACUGGAGCAUCUGGCUGUCAGCCAUCUCUACGCUCAGACGUGGGAGUGACAAGUCCUAGUUCAGGGACGACAUCGGCAAAGUCGGCGGCUCCUUUCUACACGUUCAGUGCGGCCAAUCCCAGAAGACGGUCUUUGCAGGACCCUCCGACCAUUGAUCCUCUACAAACAAAAAAGGUUCGCAAGGUCCCUCCUGGCCUGCCUUCAUCUGUGUACGCACCAUCUCCAAACUCAGAAGACUUCAACAGAGAUUCGCCCUCCUACUCAUCCCCCAAGCCCUCCAGUAAUAUGUUUGCAAGCACUUUCUUUGAUGGUACCCACAGUUCAUCUGACCCUUGGAACUCAACCAACGGGAUUAGUCAGUCCAGCUAUGGAGGAAUACUUCCAGGAUCUUCAUCUCACAUGCCACAGUCAGGAAACUACAGCAGCCUGCACUCGCAUGACCGUCUGAACUACCCAGCUCACUCUGCUUCCCCAGACAUCAAUGCCAGUCUUCCUCCCAUGUCCAGCUUCCACAGAAGCAGCACAACCACUUCACCAUUUGUCUCCCCAACACACCCUCCGUCGCUCAACAAUGUCGACGGGGUGCUGGGUGCUGCAAAUCGGGGGAAUGCCACUGGAAGCUCACAGACUGGAGAUGCACUUGGCAAGGCUUUAGCCUCGAUUUACUCACCUGACCACACAAGCAGUAGUUUUCCUUCCAACCCGUCCACGCCUGUGGGUUCCCCUUCGCCUCUCACAGCCACAGCAGGCGCUGGCUCAUCAGGGACUGUUGUCACGGCGUCCGGCACUCCGUCUGGAAGACCAGGUACCAACCAGUGGCCUCGUCCAAGUGGACAGACCCCAUCGUCUCCAAAUUAUGAGAACUCACUUCAUUCACUGUCUCGAAUGGAGGAUCGUCUCGACCGGCUGGAUGACGCAAUCCUUGUUUUAAGGAACCACGCAGUGGGCUCCACCGCCAGUCUACCCAGCGACAUCCACAGUCUGCUGGGACAAAAUGGCCAACUCGCAGCCAUUGGCGCAAGUUUCCCCGUCUCGGCGUUGGCUCCCAGUCGGACAGCAGCGAUGGGUUCUUCCCACGCCGAUGACGCCGCUAAUCUGAACAGCCACGGAGGUCUGCCAAGCACCGGCUCCUCAUCCAGCACAGAACUCAACCAUCAAGUGGAAGCAUUCAGAGGCUUGGCCGGUCAGGUGGCGACUGCCUUGGCGCUGAAGGUGGAGAAGCAGGACAAGGAUGACAUGAAUGAUUCCCUUUCUGGCGAUGACAAGUCAGAUGAUGAGAGUGACAGCCUCAAAACACCUCGCGCUGGCACACGUACAAGUCUCACAGAGGACGAAGACCUGAAUCCCGAGCAGAAGGCAGAACGGGAGCGAGAACGGAGGAUGGCCAACAACGCCCGGGAACGCCUGCGGGUGCGGGACAUCAACGAGGCCUUCAAGGAGCUGGGUCGCAUGUGCCAGCUGCACCUGAAGAGCGAGAAGCCUCAGACCAAGCUGCUCAUCCUCCACCAGGCCGUGGCAGUCAUCCUCAGUUUGGAGCAACAAGUCCGAGAGCGGAAUCUCAACCCCAAAGCAGCCUGCCUUAAGAGAAGGGAGGAAGAAAAGGUUUCUGGUGGUUCCGAUGACGGCCAACAAGGUCACACGGGGGUCCACCCAGGCUUGACUGACACAUCCAACCCCAUGGGCCACCUCUGAGGCCCGGACAGAUCAAACAUCUUCAUCCCGUCUGCGAUGGCGACUGGCCUCCCUGUGAAGGAGGGGGGCUCCCCCGGCUCCGUUCGCGCCACUUUGCGGAGGACUACCGACCCACCAGACAGGCAAAAUCACACGAGACUUAACACGAUCCGGUCCCCCGAGACGGACGAGGAGCCCGCUCGGCACUCCGUCCGCAAAAUUUCGCCCCCAAAAAGCGAGAAGAAUUCUUGAGCGCAUAUUCCGCAGAUCUGUAAGAAGCGAGACGCUUCUGAACAAUCAGACUUUGCCGUCUCCUCCCGAUCCCGCGACGGAGGUCGCCUCGUGCCUAAACUGAAUUGACGAAUGCAUUGUAACAGCAACUUUUUCUUUUUUCUUUCUUUCUAUUUAUUAUGACCAUCAGCUCAAAAGUGUGGUGUCGAAAGGGAAACAUGUAUCCAUUUUGGUCUUUAGUUCAACCCGUAGUUUGCCGGUGUCAUGGUUUAAAACGAAGCACUCCAGCCCGCGAGGUGAAAUGAGAGGAAAAAGUGAGAUUGGCUGUGUUCGAAAUCACUCCCUGUCACUAUAGGGUACACAAAAUGGUGACUUUGCUGUUUUGUAGCGCUGUUAAAAUGUGUUAUGAGCACGUGUUAUAGUUUGAGUGCUCUCAAUGUAUCCCAAGAUGAAUCUAGGAAAGUAGUGAACAACAACGAUCACUAGAAAAUCGAAUAUCUCGUGAUUUCCGGCCUACAAGCCGCGACUUUUUUCACAUGCUUUCAACCAUGCGGCGAUGCGACGCUAGCGUUAGCGCACUGGUUAUAAGCCACGGUACACAGAAAGAGUUUAAAGACUUUAGCGCUAGCCCCGCGCUAAUGCUAGUGCCGCUCUAACGCUAGCGUUACCGCAGGGCUAGCAUUAAUCUCUUUCUGUCUAUCCAGGUGGGCUUUGUAGGCCGGUAAUUACGGUAAACUGCAUCAGAAACGUUCCGGGAUUGGCGUCACAAAAGAUGCCAUUUUAAAACCGACUAGUACAUCCCAUAAUGCAUUGAGAUGACGCAAUUUUUCCUAUCCGGGCUAUCGUUUUGAUUGUCGACGAGAGACGCGUUCUUAAACGAUAGUGUGAAAAUAUCUUUAAUAAAGCAAUGCUUCACUACAUAAAUGGACAUAAAGUGUUUUGUUUUUUUCUCGUUUUAUAAAAUAAACAACGAGUUCCAAAAAAUAUAACCUUCCUAUAGAUUAUUUAUUUGUUUCAUUAUUUAUUAAGUUCAACUAGCUGCCAUUGAUUCGGUACAUUGUAACGCUGUUGUAAUUACACCCGAUUUGUGCUCUAAAUUUUAUAUUUGAGUGAUAUAAGUGCAUUAUAUAUUGUUAGCCUAUGAGCAUCGUUGCUCAGGUCAUUUUUAACUUACUGUUAAAAAAAUACAAAUAUAUUUGCUCAAAAUAUUUUCAAGUAUGACUUGAGCAAAUAUGCUAUUCGGCUAACGAUAGCGAAAUCCCCGUACAGUGGAGUCUUGAGGUACACAUUGAAGUUGGUCUAUAAAUGUGUACUUAAUAAACAGUCUUAGCUUCUCAGUAAGCGCCAGUAACAUUUGUCGAUCUUUGCAGAAGAUAAAGAAUAUAUGUCUUGAGUAUUUUUGUAUCGUCAAUCUACGUGUUGCUUUACCUAUGACGUUUUAGCGUUGAGCACUUUGUCAGUAAACUUCAACUUGCAUUAACAAAAACGCUCAAAGCCUCAAAACUGUUAGCUAUUAGCUAAGUUUCAGUUUUUUUGUAAAUUAACUACUAUAAUACAAUGCUCGUAUCUCAAAUUUAUGCUUGUAAGUCAAAGCAACACAAAAAAAAAUCAGCGCAAUAACUGAAUGAAAUUCGGGUCACUUGUAUCUCAAGGCAUCACUGUAAAGUAACGAGGGAGUACUGAAUGAUUCCGAAUACAGCCACUGAGGUAUUGGCCAUUUGAGAGACGUGUGUUGCUACCGUAAUUCCCCACCUACGAGCCGCGACUUUUUUCACAGCCGCCGUGCUGGUUAGCGUUAGCGCCGCCGCGUUAGCACCACCGCGCUAGCGUUAGCAUCGCCGCGUUAGAGUUAGCGCCGCCAUGUUAGCGUUAGCAUUGCCGUUUUCGCGUCAGCAUGGCCGCGCUAGCCGCUCCGUAGGCCGGGAAUUACGGUACUUUUUUUUUUUUUAACAUUAAAUCCCCAAAACGUAUGUUCGUAUGUUCUUCCUUCAUUCUGCCACCAAACACAUCGCUAAAAGUUUGUUAAUUUUGUUUCGAUGAGGUCGCGUCCCCUGAAUGCGAACAAACUCCUUUGAAUGAAAGUUUCAUUUAGCAUUUGCGUUGUUUUAAACAAAAAAAAAAAAAAACGCACCAAUAAAUGUGCAGCAAAUCUUUGCAUUCCCUGCAUAUCGGUAGUGUCUUAACUCAAAGACGUACCUUUUAGCCAGAGAGUAUUCUAUGUACUAUCCAGAUUGGUAGGCGUAGUUUGACACUUAAUGUCUUGUUUUCAAUUCAUCAGAUUGCUUUAAAAAAAAAAAAAAAAACGAAAAAAAAAAACAUAACGACGACCACUUUUUUCUCUUGGACUGAAUACAUUGUCUUUGUUUGUCUCGAUACAAAAAAAAAAAAAAGCAGGUAUAUAUUUGCGUCAAGUCAUUUCUUCCAGCUUACGGUUAUAUCUUGCAAAUUCCUAUACAAUACGCCAGACUUGAUAUUUCACACUUUUUUUUUUUUGCUGAGUACUAUACAUAUAUACAUUUUGUUGAAUUGUAGCACAACAACGAACAAAAGAUAAGAUUUCAUUUUGGUUAUGGCUUUAUUUAUGUUUUGGUGUGCAUGUUUUUGUUUUGUUUUUUGAUAAAAAAAAAAAAAAAGUCUUUGGUCCUUAUGAGUUUGUAUGUUGUCUCUUUUGUGCAAAAAAAAAAACAAAAACAAAAAAAACCUUCCAUUGGACUCAAAGUAACCGUUUACAUUUGGAAUCUCCCAUCGAGCAGUUUUUUGUGUGUGUGUGUUUUCGGUCGGGAUGUGGCCUUGUCGUUCGUGACAGUAUUCUCAUGAUGAUCACACGAUUCAUGAUAAUAACUCAAAACUAUACAUUUGGCUUCCUGCUCCAUUUCCUUCAUCAUUUCACGUUCCUUUCCUUUUUUUUUUUUUUUUUUUACUCUGCCAAGUUGCUGUAUUUCCACAUGCUUUGCCCUUGUGUAAUAUAUAAAAAAAUGGAAAAUCAAAAAGGAGAGCAGUUUAAAAAAAAAAUAAAACAACAAAAAAUACAUUUGGCUUAUUUUUCACUGUAGUUAGUCUUUUCUACAAUAAUACUGUAAGAAUAUUUCUUGAAUUCUAAAUAUUACUCUUUCUAGAUUUUUGAAAGCAAAAAGUUUUGAGUAAAAAGUUUCUUACUUUAUUUUACUAUAUUAGGUAGUAAAAUGUACAUGGUUACUGAACCAUAACCUGUUUUCGUUAUGACCGCAAAAUGUUCACGUCCAGUCCAGUCCCCUCGCGGAAGGUUCCAGCACGAACUCGACGUCCAUUCUCAAGAGCAACGUUCAUGUCAAUCUUCAAAACAUGUUGUCAAUGCACAUCUCGGCAAUGCGGCAAUGAGAAUUACAAUUUUCUGUCUUUUUUCAACAGAGAAACGUGUAAAUAACAUUUAUGUUGCAAUAAAUGUGCCAUCUUUUUUUUUUAACCUGAGUCAUUUGGGUGUUUAUUUCAACCCGCGUGCCUCUCCGUGUUUAUUAUGUUUAUUUUAAUUCACAUUACAUGAUGAUUUGAGUUGGAACCAACAUACUAUACGUAGUCAUAAGAAUAAAGGCCUCCUCCUAAAACUCCUGAGA
Molecule: messenger RNA, 6127 nt
Organism: Syngnathoides biaculeatus (alligator pipefish)
Lineage: Eukaryota; Metazoa; Chordata; Actinopteri; Syngnathiformes; Syngnathidae
Gene: tcf12
Product: transcription factor 12
Exons: 20
Coding region: 273-2327 (684 amino acids)
Biological process (GO): regulation of transcription by RNA polymerase II
Cellular component (GO): transcription regulator complex
Molecular function (GO): DNA-binding transcription factor activity, RNA polymerase II-specific; protein dimerization activity; RNA polymerase II cis-regulatory region sequence-specific DNA binding
Source: RefSeq, a predicted model, not a curated record